Messenger RNA from Cutaneotrichosporon oleaginosum, 1189 nucleotides. RefSeq lists its product as uncharacterized. The record is from RefSeq and is a predicted model, not a curated record. Gene Ontology annotation, cellular component: cytosol. Gene Ontology annotation, molecular function: oxidoreductase activity. NCBI's taxonomy places the organism in Eukaryota, Fungi, Basidiomycota, Tremellomycetes, Trichosporonales, Trichosporonaceae.
UGGGCAUUCUUCUUUACAUCUCCCAUGCUCUUUGCAAGACACGCAUCUCGCAUUCUCCAAAAGGCUUAUCGCUACAACCACACAAUGAGUGUCUUCUCCUCCUCGCGCCUGAUCGGCAAGACUGCCCUCAUCACCGGCGCAUCAUCCGGUAUUGGUGCGGCAACCGCCGAGCUCUUCUCCCGUGCGGGCGCCAAUGUCGUUAUCCUUGCCCGUCGGCAGGCGAUGCUGGACCAGGUCAAGGCCAAGUGCGAGCAGGCUCACCAGGCGAACGGUUACAAGGACGCCAAGGUAGUAGCCUUCGAGAUGGACAUGACAAACCGUACCGCAAUUGACGGGAUUCUGGACAAGACGGGCGGGUUGCCGAUCGACAUCCUUGUCAACAACGCUGGCCUCGUGCGCGGGCGCGAGCAAGUCGGCGACAUUUCGCCGGACGACAUCGACAUCAUGUUCCAGACCAACGUGAUCGGUCUCUUCCACCUCACCCAGAUUCUUGUCCGUGACUUUAAGAAGCGCAACACAGGCUUCAUCGUCAACCUCGGCUCUGUCGCUGGCAUCGAGCCCUAUGCCGGCGGGAGCAUCUAUUGCGCGACCAAGCACGCACUGAACGCAUUCAGCGGCUCGCUCAUGCGCGAGCUGGUCAACACCAACAUCCGCGUGGCGGAGAUUCAGCCCGGCAUGGUGGAGACCGAGUUCAGCAUUGUGCGCUACCGCGGCGAUGUGGAUCGCGCGCACAAUGAGUACAAGGGUCUUACGCCGCUCACCGGUGAAGACGUCGCCGAGGAGAUCGUGUGGGUCGCCUCUCGUCCGGACCACGUCCAGAUUGCGCAGAUCCUUAUGUUCCCAAGCGCGCAGGCGAGCGCGACGGUCAACUACCGCAAGCCAGAGUAGCGAAGCAACCAGAAGCACCGGAAGGUGCGGUUCGUGGCGAGGGAAGCAGUGCGGUGGCCGAGAUCUGAGGGGUUUUCUACAGCUCAGCAGCAAGUCGCGAAUAGAUAGCCGGUGGAAAGAGGGAUGGAGAAACAACGAUAAAAAGAGACGAGACGAACGCCAGCGCGUCACAUCCCUGGCGAUGACUAGAUGGCGCCAGCGUGCACAACGACAAACAUGGAGAGAGUGUGGAUCUCGGGGGUGGCGGAUGAGCUAGAGCCGGGAGCGACAGAGGGACUGACGGCGAUCAGGGCCGGUGACU